Messenger RNA from Haliotis rufescens (red abalone), 2623 nucleotides. Its product is annotated as ubiquitin-fold modifier 1. The record is from RefSeq and is a predicted model, not a curated record. Gene Ontology annotation, cellular component: cytoplasm; nucleus. The transcript is spliced from 5 exons. Gene Ontology annotation, biological process: protein K69-linked ufmylation. Bases 115 to 372 code for a protein of 85 amino acids. NCBI's taxonomy places the organism in Eukaryota, Metazoa, Mollusca, Gastropoda, Lepetellida, Haliotidae.
AACACGUUUUUUUCUCAGUUUGUAUAUUGGGCAAGAUUUGCCUCCGGGCUUCUUCCGGGUUAGACGACUACUUCCGGUAUUGCAUGGUGUCGUGUCCAGUCGGCUGCUGUCAAGAUGUCGAAAGUUACUUUCAAGAUCACUCUAACAUCGGAUCCAAAAUUGCCGUACAAAGUUUUGAGUGUACCAGAGGGGACACCGUUUACAGCAGUGUUGAAGUUUGCAGCAGAAGAGUUCAAGGUUCCUGCUCCCACCAGUGCCAUUAUAACGAAUGACGGAAUAGGAAUCAACCCAGCCCAGAGUGCAGGUAAUGUGUUCCUGAAGCAUGGCUCCGAGCUGCGAUUGAUACCCCGGGAUCGUGUAGGUCAUCAAUGAACGGGCAACUCAACAUAGUCUCAGAAAAUCUCAUUCUCAUACAAUAAUCAUCUUCUGCUCAGUGUCCAUGGCAACACAGCAUCUCAGUAUCCACGGCAACCCAAUAUCUACAUGGAGUCCUACACAACUGACACCAUUGUUGGUCUUUCCAUGUAUUUCAGAUUUUAAGUGUCGACCCAAUCUGAACAAGUCUAUAAUGGUUCAUUCCUUUGCCAUGUUAAUUUGCUAUUGGAUAGAUGGUGCCUUCUGAAGGAAACAUAUUUUUUUUUCAUUGCAAAUGAAAGUAGGACAAGAUGAAUUGAUGGUUGAUGUGUUUCAAAAUUGUUGUCGAGAUGGGGCAGUGAAAGUGUUCUGUGGAAAAGUACAUUAUCUAGUCAUUGGGCCAAACUAAAACUAUCAAGAAUUAUUGUUAGCCUGCUUCCUCAUGUACAUAUUUGUCUGAGGUUUCCUUAGGUUGUAGAUUUAAGAAGUUGUAAGCUGGUGAAAACAGUUUAGGAACAGUGGUUAUUGUUAAGUCUUAUAAGCUCGAAUUUGUUCUUUUCUGUUAAAUAUUACAAUUAUAUAUUUAGUUCACAGCACCUUCAUUUAUGGUGUUUGUUAUAUUGUUUAUCACUAUCAAACAGUGACAGAUGCCCUUCACCUGUUGUUACUAUAGUACACUUAUGUGAAAUGAUAUUUAUGUGAUCAUGUCGCCUUGUUACACCAAACCACAGUGACACGAUAACAAGGUGGCUUUCAUUGUCAAUUUGAAAUCAAUAUUCUUGUAAAUUUAUGAAUGUAUGUUUAAAGAUUAAGAGUUAAAGAUGUAUUACUAUCACUAUUUGUUUUCUAAUUUUGGAAAUGUGAGUUAAAGAUCUAGGUUACAAGAAGUGUUUGUAACCAUGGAUACACUGCCAAUACGUUUGUUUGUCACUGUUGCAGCGAAUAAUUCCAUUUCCCUGUGUUGCAUCAUGGCGGUAUCAUGACGUAACAUGAUGGCAGUAGCAUGACGUAACAUCAUGACGGUAGCAUGACAGUAACAUCAUGGCGGUCAGUAUGCCUGUCUGUCCAGAAUCUUCCACCGAGCACAUUGAUCCGUUAUGUCACUGUCUUUGUUUCUUCAUAGUUUAAGUUGUGAAAAGCAGCCAAUUGUUUUGUUACGCGGCACCAAGCAUUUUUCACAUGUUCACCAUGGAUGCUAACUUUAGAUAAAUGCAGGGUGUUGGUCACAUUUCAGUAUUCACUGUCUGUAGUUUACAAGUUACCAGCAUUUUAUUUCCAAAAUAUUUAUUACAGUGCAGAGUAGGCGAAUUUUAGAACAUGGAGAAAACUGUAGUUUAAUUCCUUUGCUCCAUUCGAUACUUUUCUGUGUUAGGAUCUUAGGAUACCGCCAUAGGCCGUGUCGGAAAAGACUUUAUCUGACGAUAAGCACUGAGACAUCUAAAAUCUAGGUACAAGUGAGCAAAGCAUUCAAACCAGCAUAUCUGAUUUCUCUAUCUCAUAAAUAAAUAUAAUCCCGAGACAACGACUGCUCCCCAAAGGCCAGGCCAAUAUGAUGCUGUGUCUCAUGAGCGAUUAGGGGCAGUGAUUCGGACAGGUGGUUACAGCAUCGACUCAUCACUUUUAAACCAAGGUUCGAUGCCCCUGAUGGUUACUAUGUGUUAAGCCCACUUCUGGGGAAACCUUGUGGUGAAAGGGCAGACACAAUGAAGACCAGGUUGGAACUCUGUCAUGAGUACAAUGUGAGAUGUCGUUUCUAUUGCUAAAAGUAGCGUAACACUCACUCACCCAUAGGGACGGCAGGGUGAGUUUAACACGAGGGACAUUUCAAACACCAUCUUCAUCAUGUGGGGGGGAUAGAUGGUGUCAAUAUUGAGGGAUGAAAAAGUGGUGAGAGCACAUAGUCAGACGUUGGAAGCAAUCACUUGCCAGUGGCUUCAACCGCGAGAGAUACUGUUGAAAAAGUCACAUCAUUUAUGGAGGAAUAUUUUAUCAAGUCUAUACUGUGGCUAAAAAUCAAAUUAAAUCUGAGAUUAACAUAAAGAUUUAACAAAACGUAAACGUUAACAAAUAUGUACGGAAGAGAAUAUAUGGAUGUAAACACGUUUCGGAGUAUGUGCUUACUCCAUCAGAUGAAACACAUGUAAAAUGAAGAAUAUUGAGCUGUUUCAGAUGUUCUGUUGGUUUGUGAUACAAUCUUGCAAUGUUAUUUAUUCAGGUAAAUGUUCAAAUAAAUGUACAUAUAAAGAAAUAAAUGUCAAUUUUAAAUAUU